AUGUUCAAGGCCCUUAAGAUUAAGAUUGGCGGUCACUCUUCGUCGAUGGCGAACACGGGUUUAUCACGGCGUAACUCUUGUCCAAAGGUUCACAGCGCAUUGUGCAGUGAGCUGACUAUGAUGCUAGAUAAAAUCUCCUCUAUUCUUCCAUCAAUUGAGGCAGCUCGACCAGGAUGUAGAGCAGGAAUACAGGAAUUGUGCAACUUAUACCAUAUAGUUGAGAAAGGAAGGCUCAUAACUCAGCACUGCAUCGAAUGUAGUAAACUCUACUUGGCAAUUACAGGUGAGGCGAUUUUAUCACGGUGUGAAAGGGUCAGAGACUCACUUAAACGGAGUCUCUUCCUGAUUCAGAAUAUGGUCCCAACAGUAUUAGCUAAUCAGAUUGCUGACGUCCACAAUGAUCUUCGAGAUGUAAAAUUUUCUGUUGAUCCACUGGAACAAGAGGCUGGCAAAUCAAUUUUAGAGAUGCUUCGGCAGUCUGAUGCAACUGAAGAACUUCUACUUCAGACAUUCAUGCAGGCAGCUUCAAAGUUAAACCUGACAUCUCCUAAAGCUAUCUUAAUUGAAAGAAGAGCGAUCAAGAAACUGCUCGAUAAGAUUACUGGUACUGAUCAGAAAAAGGAGCAGGUUCUUAAGUUUCUCCUACAUCUUGUUACAAAGUAUGGAAAGAACGUCAAACCAGACACUGGUGAGCGGAAUGAAAAUUUACAAUCUGAAAGUAAGUCUUUGAGUCCAAGCUUAAGUCUUGCAAGCGAUGCCAGUACUCCUGAAAAGUGCGACAAGCCAACAUACUUCCAGGGAUAUGAGUAUCAGAGUAGCAUGUCUGGAGAAACCACACCACCUACAGAGUUCUGUUGCCCAAUAUCAACAAAGCUAAUGCAUGAUCCUGUGAUAAUAACAUCUGGACAGACUUACGAAAGAGAAUAUAUUGAGAAAUGGUUCAGUGAGGGAUACAACACUUGUCCCAAGACACAAAAAAAGCUAGAAAACUUUGCGAUGAUUCCAAAUACUUGCAUGAGGGAUCUCAUUUGCAACUGGUGCAGAGAGCAUGGUUUCACAAUCUCAGAUUUUCUUCCAAGCAAAGAUUCCUACAGUUAUUUGCCAGAGCAAUUGCAUGGUCACUCUAUGUCAAGUUUGCACAAUGUUUCAGUACCUCUAAUUGCUGGGAAUGCCAGGAAUUUUGUGAUUGAUCACAGCAGUUCAUCUGUCGCGUUUUCUGAUGCCAGUUAUGUCUCAGAUUCCUCCCAUGUGAAGGAUAUGGAGGAGCCGAAGGAUACUUUUUCUCAGUUCUCUUGGAGUGUAGAUUAUCAGAAGCAUCUGUCAUUCCACAACUUCAACCAGUGCAUGUUCCUGAGGUUCUUCUGCGAGCUGUCCAAGCUCCCAUUAGAAAUACAAGGAAGCUCCAUUAAAGAUCUGAAGAACAUUCUUCACGAUGACGAUGAUGUUUCCUGGGCUAUGGCGUCCCAUGGAUUUGUAGAAGCAUUCCUCGAAUUCUUGAGAAAUGAUAGCAGCAGCUACAGUAUGAAAGCUCAACAAGCUGGAUUACAUUUUUUUCUUAAUUUCCUUUCCAACAGCAGGGCUAAGAUUCCAUCCAUGGAUGAAGAAGCAUUCCGUCUUAUCACGUCCUUCCUCAGUUCGGAGCUAAAAACUGAAGCUUUGUUGGUGCUCCAUGAACUGAUUCGACACCUGAGUCGUCAGCAAUCCUGUCAGAUGGCCUCUGUUGUCACUCCUCCUGUUUUGGCAAUAUUGGCAUCUGAAGAUAUCGAGGGCCUUGAGCUUCCCUUGAAGAUUAUCUGUGAUCUUUCAUCCGAUGCUGAUGUGAAGUCAGAGCUGAUUUCACUUGGAAUAAUCUCAAAGCUGGUUCCCAUUUUGGCAGAAGGAAGCUUCGUCGAGUGCUGUUUGGAGAUUUUGCGGAACUUAUGCGACAUGGAAGAAGCUAUGGUGCUUAUUACCAGAACAGACCGAUGUCUUGGUUCCAUUGCAGAGUAUCUAGACACGGGAAGCCCUAAAGAACGAGAACUUGCAGUGAUAAUCCUUCUGGCAAUAUGUUCCCGUAGCGUGGAGGAUUGCUCCCAGGUGAUGAAGGAGGGCGUUAUCCCCGCCCUCGUGGACCUGUCGGUGAACGGGAUCGAUGAAGCGAAGAGCUGCUCGUUCAAGCUACUGAAUCUUCUGAGGGAUAUGAGGCAAAGCGAGCUCAACAACUCGUGUUCCCAAGAAGUGGCGGCCGCCGCCGAAGUGAUAGAGGAUCCUCCCACCGAGAGCCCGAUUCACAGGCGGCCAGCAUCGAAGUCAUCUGGUUUUUUCCAGAGGAAGCUGAACAUUUUCUCGAAACCUCGGUCCCUGACGCUGUUUUGA
This is a messenger RNA of Triticum turgidum subsp. durum (durum wheat), 2355 nucleotides long. NCBI's taxonomy places the organism in Eukaryota, Viridiplantae, Streptophyta, Magnoliopsida, Poales, Poaceae. The record is from the annotation of a GenBank genome assembly.